Molecule: messenger RNA, 1041 nt
Organism: Aspergillus homomorphus CBS 101889
Lineage: Eukaryota; Fungi; Ascomycota; Eurotiomycetes; Eurotiales; Aspergillaceae
Exons: 2
Coding region: 1-1041 (346 amino acids)
Source: RefSeq, a predicted model, not a curated record
AUGCUGGCGAUGAUGAACCGGCUCACGGACCAGGAGAAUUGGCACGCGGAGGUCUUCGACGAAGCGGCGGUGGCGCGGUGGCGCGCGGAAGGGGGUCCCGCCGCCAUCACGACAAAUCCCCCGCUGAGCGACCGGGCGAGGGCGUGGUGCGUGCAGGAGCUGCGCGACAAGGCGUUUGCGUUCCGGCGCACGGGGCAUGUGCGCGUGCUGGACGCCGGGUCCGCGGUCUGCAAGGCCGAUGGGCCCUUGCUCGCGGGGCUGGCGGAGGAGGUGCGCGGUGCCGUCGCUCCCAUGCUCGUGGAGUGGAUGCACCGCGGACAGCUCGACUGGCGGUCGCCGCACAUCCUGAGUCUUGUCGAUCCGGCGCUGUUCCCGUUGGUGUAUGGGCGGAGUCUGGUGUUCGCUGAUGAGGAACGCGGGGGUCGAGUCUCUGUGGAGGGUGUGAGGAGCGGGGCGUAUAAGUAUGCAGGUACGACUAUCGCGCCGGUACAGGUUGAGAAGCGAACUGAUGCGGACGAGUUGCAGAGAGAGAUCGACUUCCAUCUGGGCCUCGGUUAUUCGACGAGAAGUAUGAGGCCUCAAUACCACAGAAAUGCGCCCUUUUAUCGCUGGAGCCCGUACUAUCAGGCGCUGCCGUGUGAGGUGGCGUUUGUCGAUGGGGAUGGGGAUGGGGAUGAUGAUAAUGUUGACGCGAAGGUGCGCAUCACUUCCCCUAUCAACAACCUCCACCCCGCGCACCGAGAGCUCUACCGCGCGAUUGAGACGCUGGUGGGCCGGGCGAUUCCCCUGUGGAACGAUUGUCUGGUACUGGGCCAGCACGGCUGGGAUGAUGAGUGUGUUCAGGACCAGCCCGGGCCGGUGCCGCUGCGGAUCAUCACGUAUGGGGUGGAAUGGAAGAACGAGCUCCCCGAAUUGCCGCCCCCAUCCUCCGAGCUCUGGCUACAGGCAAAGAGAUACCUCGAGCUGCCAGAAAGAGACGAGCAUGGAUCAGUCACGCCUCAUCCAAGUGUUUCUCGAGUGCCUCGCCCAAGCGAUUCUUGA